AUGAGUCAGAACAAGAGCGGACCCGCUCCCCAGCUCGCUCGGCCUGUCUAUAAUCUGUGCGAUAGCGACAAUGAUAAUGAUAGUAGUGACAACAAUGAUGAUGAUUCUGAUUCUGAAGCUUCCUUGGAAAUCAUGGCACCCAUCAAUCCUCCCAAUCCGAAAACAGCUUCGUCCGUGUUGAAUGCUGCUACCAAAGCCUCCAUCCAUUCCAAGCCUGCUGUUACCAAAAACUCGACAUCCAAGCUUUUGUCCGUGAACCUUUCCGAUUCGGAUUCUGAUGAUGACGAUCUACUGAAGGCGUACAACUUGAAACGAACACAAAAGCAGCAAAAGCAGCAGCAGCAGCCACCGCUAUCUCAAAGCUCCACUACUUCCUCUCAGGUCACUACUUCCAGGCCUCGCAACACUACAGCCUCAGAGGAGAAACAACGAGAACGACAACGUGUACGAGAAGAAAAGGCUCGACAAAAGGAAGCAGAAAAGGCAGCCAAGGCCAAGCAACGAGCAUUGGACAAGGAACAUCGAGAACGACAGAAGCAGCAAGAAAAAGAUAGCAAGAAGCGUCAACGAGAAGCACUUCAACAAGUUAGUGGAAAAUAUGCCCAUGACGAAAUUGCACUCUUGUUGGACCUUCCCAUUUAUCUCAAUGAAGAAUUGGCUCUGGCCAAUGCUCUGAGUGAGGACUUUUUGUUGCAUCCUCAACCCGUCACCUACAAGAUAACCAACUCGAUUCAAUGGAUCCGCAAGGAAUACCUCAAAGGAGGCGCCAAGGACGCUGUAGAACAAUUGGAACAAAAACAGGUGGAAAAUUUCGAAAAGUCUCCCUACCUGCUCAUGCUAAUGGAGGCCAAGGACUUUCUUCUACUCUUAGAUCGUGUAGGUCACGAAGUAGAUGAUAACUAUCCAGCUUUGGAAAAGUACUUGAUAGAACUACAAGCCAAGUACAAACGGGUUUGGAAGAAUCAGGAGGAGCCACGAAUCAUUUUGCUCUUGCGCCAAGUCCCAGACACUUUGGAUAAAAUGUGGAAGAACCACAAGCGCAACAAGAAACGAACCACUGCAGGUUCUUCAUUACCAACCGAAUGGGAGUUGAACGAUGCCAUCCAAUGGCUGUUGAUCCAAUAUCAAGUCGAAUGUAUUCAUUGUCCGUCGAUAGAAUCGAUUCAUGCCAAUCUUCACAAGCUGACGCGUGGGAUUUGCGAGGCCCCCUACAAGAAUCAAGUAACGGAACUGGAAUGCAUCAAGAAAAUCAAAUCGAGUAAUACAGGGGAACGACCAAUCGAUCUGGCGCAAGAUGCCUGGUUUCGGCAAUUGCAACAAGUGAAAGGACUUUCCGAAGGAAUUGCUUUGAAUGGGGUCAAGGCGUAUCCUACGAUUCAGUCUCUCUGGCAAGCCUACAACCAAAAUGGUGGGGAUGAUGCUACCAAUGCGGCAUUGUUAGAAGAUUGCCUUCAUGAAAGAGUUCGCAGGGCCAAGCUAUCCAAUACCAUUUUUAGAGUCCUCAAGAGCGACGAUCCCCGCGAAAAGUUGACUUGA
Molecule: messenger RNA, 1536 nt
Organism: Cylindrotheca closterium
Lineage: Eukaryota; Bacillariophyta; Bacillariophyceae; Bacillariales; Bacillariaceae
Source: the annotation of a GenBank genome assembly